AUGAACUUAUUUGCCAUCCCCUCUCCAUCAAGUCUCUGGACAACUCUUCACCCGAUUCCCCAUAACAACCUUACUAUCUUCGAAGAAGUCAUCAACAAGACCACUUAUGCCUCGAUUCCCAACCUAUUGAACUGGGAAACCGCCCAUGAGCCCAAUGGCAACUCCGACCCCUUAGAUGCGGCGCAGUCUACAUGUGACUUGAUAUACAAGCUGGACGGAUACCACCCUGUCUCUACUGUUCUGAAUUGCCAGGACUACAACUUCUCGCCUUACAUCAAUGGAGCCGAUAUUGUUCUUUAUUAUGCUAAUCUUAUUGGUAUCAACACCACAUUUUCUCCUAUGUGGCACACAGUGUGUACUCUGGACUUCGGUCACUGUGGUUGCGAUAACUGCAAGGGCACCUUGUAUGAUGUCAGGGCCCGUGUCCAGACCUUCAAAGACAGGCUCAACAUUUUGGGCUUUGACCGCACCAAGUCUGUGUGGACCAUGCCCCAGGCAUUCGGCAGUGGCGCAUAUCGGAACACCGCUCCCACUGGGCAGCACUGGGCUGCUCUAGGAUUCACUUCCUUUAACCAUGGUGCUCUAGGUAGGUUAUGUGAUGUCCCAGAUAUGAAUAAAACUGACUUACGUCGCCAGCGUGGACGCAACCAGCUUGUCCACGAGCAGGAAGCGGUGCUCGUUGGGAAGAUUGGCAAAGUAGCCCACCGCCCUUGA
Molecule: messenger RNA, 714 nt
Organism: Suillus fuscotomentosus
Lineage: Eukaryota; Fungi; Basidiomycota; Agaricomycetes; Boletales; Suillaceae
Exons: 5
Coding region: 1-714 (237 amino acids)
Source: RefSeq, a predicted model, not a curated record